GCUUCUAACCUCAUCUACAGAAAAUCAUCUCCACCGUCGCCUCCGGGUGAUAUCUCUCCAGCUGAUUCAUCGACUACAAACCCAGUUAUUCACUCGGCCAGUGCCUCUUUCUCGCAUGUAGGAAGCGCCAGUGAGCAUUUUCUCGAAUUCAAUCUGUCGACCGCGCCGGAGAAUCACCUUGACCAGCAAUGGGAGGAAGACUGGGGUGAAGAGAUAUCCUCGACUCGCCCAUCAGAUCUAGAAGCCAUCGAAAACCGAAGAAACCAUGACGAGAAGCAUGAGCUAGGCGCUGAUCACGAUAUGUCUUUGCAGCAUCGGUCAAAAAAAUUCCAACUUAGUCCGACACCGUCCGAUGACGGCCUACCUCUAUUUCGGAGCGCCAGCCCGGAUCAAGGGACCUCCUCGCCCCACCAAUCAGGCGUGUGCUCGGAGGAUGCUAACUAUGGCCGAAAAUCCGCGAGACAGUUGAGCGAGGAGCCAAGGCUGCCAGAGGUUGGCAUUGCAACAACCGAAGGUACAGCAUCACCUCGGUUCUUGCCCCAGCUAGAGGUUGACUUGCCAACAGAAGAGAUGAUAAUCAAUGAUAUCCACAUGAUUUAUGCCGGUCUUGACAUGUGCGAGAAAGUAGCCAUUAGAUAUGACGAGCAGUUUUCCGCCAUGGACACCGUGGCCUCGCAAAAUCAACUUGAAAAACUUACCCAAGUGCAUUUGACGCUAGUGAGUGAGCAGCAUGAUUUCUUCAGAGCCUGUUCAGAUCCGGCUGCAGGCCCCAGUGUGAAAACCCUGCCUGAUGCAUACAUGAUGCCAACUCGCCUGUGGCGCUACGGGAUUCAUGACUACUUGGAAAUGAUGCGCCACCAACUCCCUGAGUCCCUCGAGUACAUGCUUGGCUUUAUACAAGACGUUUACAAAACGAUGGCCUCUAUGGUAUCAGAGUUUCCUGCCUAUGAAGAGACCUGGUUGGAGUGCUUGGGGGAUCUUUCGAGGUACCGAAUGGCCGCGGAAACCACUGACACAGAGGACCGUAGGCUGUGGGCUCGCAUUGCAAUGACUUGGUACAAUCGAGCAGCCGAUCGGAACCCAGGCAUGGGAAAAUUCCAGCACCAUCUUGGAGUCAUGGCUCGACAUGAUGUCGCACAGAGACUCUUCUACUACACAAAAUCUCUACUUGUCCAGCAGCCUUUUCUGGGCACAAGGACGAGUAUUCUCGACCUAUUCAAUCCAUUUCUUAGAAACUUCAUGGCAAUGCGCCGUAUCCCACCAGUUGGCCCAUUCAUCGCUGCCCACGCAUUUCUUUUUACCGGAGACUUUGGCGACAGACUUUACCAUUCCGUCAAUAUUUUCCUGUCCCAUCUGGAUCAAUACGUGACUCACCUCAAUGAGAAAUUCAUCUUGCAAGGGUUUUUCAUAUCAGCCAGUAAUAUCGCCGCGAUCAUGGGAUACGGGCACGAAGAUGCACUACUACCACCUGAGUUUGAUGUAUCGACUGGGUUACCGUCAGCAGAUCCCCAAGGCUCUUCUGCAGCGGCAGCUCUUCGCUGGACUUCACCUGAUGAUCUCGACACGGUGCAGAUAGACUUACUCGCCUAUAAAGAGUCGCCAAACAUGGCACCGACACUAUUCUAUGGCUCUUAUAUGGCGUAUCGGACCAUGUCAGUGCUUCUUGAUCGAAUUGGGGACCAAAAUAUCUACGCAGCAUGCCAUGUCUAUCUUGCAUUUCUGUGGUGUCUUGCAUUGACUCCCACGGGAAUGAAGCAUGUGGAGGCCGUCGUACCUUGGAGGAACAUCUCAAGUUUUCUCAAUUCUUUGUUUCGCAGCUACAUCAAGCCGGGUAUCGCCGAAAAGCCGGAGUUCCCAGUCUCCGAGGAAACGACAUGGGUUGCCGAGGACUACCUUAUUAGAGGACACUGCUGGAGCGAACGCUUAUACCCUCCAUCGUUUUUCGAUGGUGCGCCUUCUGUAGACGACAUGAGGAAUGACGAACUGCCGUCUCGUUGCAUCACGAGGAUGUAUAGAUGUAUAUGGUUAGGCGUGAGGCUCUCCACGUUCAACCGCUGGAUAACAUACGAUGCCGGUUCUCACAAAUUCUCCACAACUCGAUUUGCCCUGGAUCUAGAAACGAUUGCCGAGAGAAAUGAUCCAUUUGCCAGUCGAAAAAGCUAA
Aspergillus brunneoviolaceus CBS 621.78 is the source of this 2163-nucleotide messenger RNA. RefSeq lists its product as uncharacterized. Lineage: Eukaryota; Fungi; Ascomycota; Eurotiomycetes; Eurotiales; Aspergillaceae. Gene Ontology annotation, biological process: nuclear-transcribed mRNA catabolic process, nonsense-mediated decay. The transcript is spliced from 2 exons. Gene Ontology annotation, molecular function: telomerase RNA binding; protein binding; telomeric repeat DNA binding. Gene Ontology annotation, cellular component: telomerase holoenzyme complex. The annotation marks the transcript as partial. The record is from RefSeq and is a predicted model, not a curated record.